Leptopilina heterotoma is the source of this 4845-nucleotide messenger RNA. It is a transcript of the gene Pgant9, whose product is annotated as putative polypeptide N-acetylgalactosaminyltransferase 9. Bases 1369 to 3180 code for a protein of 603 amino acids. NCBI's taxonomy places the organism in Eukaryota, Metazoa, Arthropoda, Insecta, Hymenoptera, Figitidae. Gene Ontology annotation, cellular component: Golgi apparatus. The transcript is spliced from 15 exons. The record is from RefSeq and is a predicted model, not a curated record.
UAGGUUAGUCUUUGCCGGGAUUUGUUCGGUAAAGUGUCGUCUUUUUAUAUAUGAAAAACAAAUAGUUUGAAAUUAUUACCCACAACGUAUAAUCUGUCAACAGUUAAACAUUUUAAUUGCCAAUUUAUAUUUGUUUCGUGUUCUUCAAUUCAGAGUAUACGUGUGUCAGUGUUUAUUUGACUGCUAUUUAUGGAUGUGUUCAAUUCAUUUCGAGCAGAAGGAAAAAUAUACUUGACGAAUCCAGAGGAACACGAUUUUUGGAAUUGUUGAAAAAAAAGUUUGGAUCUAUAACUGAAAUUCUUGUUCGGGAGUGUUUAAAAUUUUCAAAGUCGCGAGUGUGAGUGCUAUUUGGGACCGAAAAAUUACAAUCAAGAAGGACAACUCCAAUAUGAUCGUGGAAUAAAUACCGCAAAAUCUUCAGAUUGGACUGUUGGCAGUCAGUCAGAAAUUUAAUAACUAGGAAAUAUUUUUACCUUAACGAGAGAGGAUGGUUUUGCAAUUUUAAUGGCUUCUUGAAAAUCAAGAAAUUCAUAAUGAGAAGAAUGCGGUGACGUUGCGGAAAUAUGUAAACUGGUUCCAGUAAGUACUAUCGAGGACAACAGUCAUUUAUCAAAAAAUACUGAUAAUAUCAUUUAGAAACUAUUCAUAUCACAGAAAAAUGUUAAAAAAGUAAAUCUAAAAGUAGAACUUUUAUUCAAAAGAGAGAAAAUAUAUAUAAAAACUCUAAUGAAAAUUAAUGAAAAAAUUUGCCAAAAAGAACACUGUGAUAAUAAAUCAUUACAAGUGUCAAAAAAAAAAAAAAAUCUCGUAACAAUUGUUUGCGAAUAGACAUAAAUCGAUUAACGUUACAUAUCUAGUUAUAACAUAUAUAAACUGUAGAGAGAGAAAACAAGAAAAAAAGAGAGAAAAAGAGAGAGAGAGAGAGAAAUCCUUGAGAAUGUUUUACGAGUGCUCAAUUCAAAGUCGGCUUUUAUCGCAAGAUCGAUGGGAUGCUAUCGGUGAUCCUUCGAGUGCUAAAGAUCUCUCUUAACGAAUCGAAGAUAACUAUCAAUGAUUCGGCCUAGCAGAAAGUUGAAUGCAAUUUUCACUGAAAAGGAUUUCAAAGAGAAUUGAAUAGAAAUCGUCUGAUUUAAGUUUAAUUAGCAUUCUGAGUAUUGAGGUAGAAACUUGGGUUAAAAGACUACUAACGAGAUAAGAGCGGUGGUCGUUGAGUAAACAAGAUCACCAAGAGAGAGAGAGAGAGAGAAGAAGAGGGAGAGAGAGAAAGAAGGUCAGAAGAUGCUGCUGAGAUAGCGGAACGUUAAAAAGUGAAGGUGAAAAUCGAAAAGAGCGCAUCAUUUAGAAGGAAAUAAGAAGAGAUAGAUAGUCAUGGUGUUUCCACGGAGAAGAUCGUUGUGGUUGAAAAUAGCGGUAUUAGGCGGUGCAGUGUGGAUAACAAUUUGUUUUCUUCUUUAUACGGAGGAUCGUUCCGCGGUCGCUGUUCAAGAUCUUGGACCCUCUGCACUUGGAGUGCCUCAAGUUGCCAAUGGCUUUGUUCCGCCAGCUCAACCCCUCAAGAGAGAGACACCUGGAAAUGGACAGAGUAAGCCGAAAAUCAACCACGCUGGUCCUGAACAAGGUGGUGGAGUUCUCUCAGCUCCAAGAGACAUAGAUCCUGCAGCACCUGGUGAAAAUGGUAGACCAGUUAUUUUACCAGCGAAUCUUACUGCCGAGAUGAAAAAACUAGUGGACGAUGGUUGGCUGAAUAACGCCUUCAAUCAAUACGUCAGUGAUCUCAUCUCAGUUCACAGGACAUUGCCAGAUCCUCGGGACCCAUGGUGCAAAGAGCCUGGUAGAUACCGAAAGGAACUUCCAUCAACCGCUGUUGUCAUAUGCUUUCACAACGAAGCUUGGUCAGUUUUGUUGAGAACUGUACAUUCUGUUUUAGACCGAUCACCCGAUCAUCUCAUAAAAGAAAUCAUUUUAGUUGAUGAUUUCUCAGAUAUGCCACACCUUAAAACACAGCUCGAAGAUUACAUGAUGAAUUAUCCAAAAGUGAAGAUUGUCAGAGCCGAGAAGCGUGAGGGUUUAAUUAGAGCACGACUUUUGGGUGCCAAAAAGGCGAAUGCUUCGGUUUUGACGUACUUGGACAGUCACUGUGAAUGUACAGAAGGUUGGCUGGAACCGCUUUUGGAUAGAAUUGCACGUGAUCCUACAACUGUGGUUUGUCCAGUUAUUGACGUUAUUGAUGAUACCACUUUGGAGUACCACUGGAGAGAUUCCGGUGGUGUUAAUGUUGGUGGAUUUGAUUGGAAUCUUCAGUUUAACUGGCACGCAAUACCGGAGCGAGAGAAAAAAAGACACAAAAAUUCAGCGGAGCCUGUUUGGUCACCAACAAUGGCCGGUGGCUUAUUCGCAAUAGACAAGGAAUUUUUUGUAAAGUUAGGCACAUAUGAUAGCGGAUUUGAUAUUUGGGGAGGCGAGAAUUUAGAAUUGUCGUUCAAAACUUGGAUGUGUGGAGGUACUCUAGAGAUCUUGCCUUGCUCGCACGUAGGUCACAUCUUCAGAAAGCGUUCACCGUACAAGUGGCGUAGUGGCGUGAACGUGCUCAAGAGGAACAGUAUAAGACUGAGUGAAGUGUGGCUGGACGAGUAUGCCAAAUACUACUAUCAGAGGAUAGGUCACGACAAAGGUAAUUAUGGUGAUGUCUCCGAACGAAAAGCUUUGAGAAGAAAACUGGGCUGCAAACCGUUUAAAUGGUAUUUGGACAAUGUCUACCCGGAAUUGUUCAUUCCAGGGGAAGCAGUAGCAUCGGGCGAGAUUCGUAAUUUGGGUGAAGGAGGCAACACCUGUUUGGAUUCGCCGGCUCGUAAGGCCGAUUUACACAAACCGGCUGGACUGUAUCCCUGCCACCGACAAGGCGGCAACCAGUAUUGGAUGUUGAGCAAGACUGGUGAAAUUCGAAGGGACGAAUCGUGUUUGGAUUACAGUGGCACUGACGUAAUUCUCUAUCCUUGUCAUGGUAGCAAAGGCAAUCAACAAUGGAUUUAUAAUCAACAGACCAAGCAAAUCAAGCAUGGCAGCAGUGAUAAAUGUCUGGCAAUUACGGAAAGUAAACAGCGUCUUUUAAUGGAGGAAUGCACGCCGUCUUCAGCGAGGCAGAGGUGGUCAUUUGAAAAUUACGAUCCUCUAAAGUUGUGAUAUCGAGUAUUUUCUCGCCACAAAUCAAGAUCUGGUCACGGUUCAGAAUCUGCUGGAUUUUUUAUAUCUGGACAUCGUUAUUCGGUCGCUAGGACACGUUUUGGCAGAUAGACCGCAGCUACCAAAAUUGUAGAAAUUUCGCUUCCAGACGACAAUGAAACAUUUUUAUAGAUUUUAGACUACGUCAUAGGGAAAUCUCAUUAUUUUAUUAUAAAUAAUGACGAAAAAAAAUGGCAAAUUAGACGGAUAUUUAUAUAAUUGUAGAGUGAUAAAAAAUAGCGUUCAAAUGUCGUCUUAAAGCCUUGUUUCUCAAUGUGUUUUCCUUUAUUAUUUUAUUAAUUUUAUUUUUAAAUUAUUAAGACUUUAAAAAAAAAUGGCUAUUGUCCAUUGUAAAUUAGUGAUAGUGUGUUUGUGUAUAAUGGAGAAAUUGGACAAACUUUCUUCCGUUGAUCUAUUUUUUCCCCCAGAAAGAAACAGAUCAAAUUUUUUUUUCAAACGAAUCUCGUUUCUUCAAUAAUUACAGUCUUUCCUUCAAUAUUUCCUUUUAAAUCUAAAUAUUCAAAAUUUAAAUGUUCAAAGAAUUUGAAGGAUAGAGACUGAUAUAUUUAUAUAUACAUAGAAAAUUAAAAAAAUUGUACAUUUCAACACUGACUGUAACACAUCAAAUUGAGAAUAUUUCUCUUGUUGUUAAUGCUGGUGAUUUUUUCCCUAGACUUUAAUUUCCUAGAAUUGAAAAUUUUUCUUUUGAAAAAAGAAGGACUUCCAUGCCAUGCGACAUUUUUUUUCUUACAAAUUAUUUUUUCAAACUUUACCAUUGUGGAUUUUAAAUCCGAAAAAAGUUUUGAAUUUUUAAAUUUUAUAAUCAAUUUUUGUUAUUUUAUAAUAGAACUCUAACAUUCCUAAAUAAUCAAGUAUUUCUUUUAUUAUAAUUAAAAAUUUGCUUCCAUUAUAAUUGUAAUUUCUUCGAUAAGAUUUUAUUCUCUAAGACGUUUUUUAAUUUCAAAACAAAAAAAUAUAUGUUUGUAUUCUGAUGUCAGACUUUGUACAUUCAUGUAAAAUAUAAAAAUACGAAUUAUGCCAGUUCAUGUAAAUGUUGCUAAUCAAUUAUAAGAUAGGAGAGAAAAAAAGAGUAAAUUAGUAAACGAAAAAAAUAUGUAAAUCUAUGAGAGGAACAAAUUUAAUUAAAAAAAUUUUUAGUACUGAAUUAGAUUCAGUUGAAAUCGCAUGAUUGUAAAGGAAAAACGUAAAAAAAAUAUUUAUAAAUGCUGUUGUUGUGAUAUUAACAUUUUCUAUAAUCAAAUUAGAUAGUAAUUCGCAUUUUUGUUCUCUGUCUGAUUUAAUUUUUAAGUAAUUAGGAAUGUUUAUACUACUUUAUCCUCGUCUUUUGUUAGUUUUUCAAGUAUCCUGUUCUUUGAAAUACUUUUUAAAAAGUUUGGAAAAACAUUCGGUACACUUUUACUAACUGUCAAGCUGUCUCGUACUUUUUUCCCUUUAAAAAUAAAACUUUCGUCAUUAACUCACUUUUUUUUCCUCUACUUUGCACUGUGUUAAUUUUUACAUAUAACGUUUUCUUCUUUUCUAUUACUUCUCUUUUCUUUUUCAAUUUUUCUUCUUUUUUUUCUUUUUCUUCUUUUUUCUUUUUCUAUUAUUUUCUCCUUUUCUUUA